CCAAGAAUUCAUCAGUCGUCUGCUCGCUUCAGAUCUAGCGGGUGGGGCAGGCAGGCGGGGCUUGAUAGUGUCGUGUUGUUUUGUGAGAGGUUCAGUGUAGAAGGCGGUAGUUAAUUCGCCUUUUCUUCUUGUUCGACCGUCAAACCUUCAUACAGUAGCCAUGUCGGUUAUGACAAUUAAGCUAUCGAAACCCGAGGGUGCGUCCUGGGGCUUCAGGCUGCAGGGUGGCAAAGAUUUUGCGACACCUCUCUGUAUUCAGAAGGUGAACGGCGGUUCUGUGGCGGCUACGGCAGGGCUCCAGGCAGGAGACGCCAUCGUCAGCAUUAAUGGGAAGGAUGCUCUUUCUCUCAGGCACAAAGAGGCACAAGAGGCCAUCGUCAAAGCUGGAAAUCAUUUUGACCUCGUCGUUCAGAGGGGUGCACCCACAUGGAAGCCAGCCGUGACGCCCCUGGCCCAAGUGAAGACGACUCCAGAGGGCGUGCCCGUCGCCACCUCCACCUCUCUCGCUGCUAACAAGAAGCCCAUCCGCUACAUCGGCUCCAAUCAUAACAGUGUGGCCCGGCCCUUCCCCGGCUACACAGGCUCCCAGCCCACCUAUGCACACACUGCUCGAGCUGUAACGAGCCUUCACUUUGAGUCUUCAGAAGCGCAUGUCAGUGCGCCUCACAGUGGUUCCUCCUCCAGAAACACCUCUGGUAGUACUAGCCCAAUCAGCUGCCACCCAAUUGCUGGUACUACAUUAUCUUUAAACAAAGAGAAUGCCAAAAAUUUCCUAAAGAUGACUCUUGAUAAAGAAAAUGUUAACACGAUAAAUGUUCACACACCAUACAAGACGCAGAAAUCGAACAGUAACGAAAAUCUGUUUACAAGUCAAUUCCUGAACAACGGAGCAGUUGGGGGUAGCGGUGGCCAUCAGAGGAAGUACUCCUUGGCCAGCAAUACUUCCAGCUGCAGUAGUGAGGCUGACCACGACUCGCUUACCCGGCGCAACAACGAAUAUGUUGCUCCAGUAGGAUCCCACAAAAACACGGUCGCUCUUCCCUUCGCAGAGGUGAACGGGCAGCAGAUCGUGAACACCCAGUACAACACGCCCCUGAAGUUGUACAGUGACGACAACAUUGCAGAGACGCUCUAUGCCCAGGCCGAGGUGCUUGGGAAGGGAUGUCUUGGCAUCAACUUCAAGAAGUUUGCACGGGAGACUGUAAUCCAAACAGAGUCCCCCACGUACAAACUUAUUCAUGGAGAUGGGGAAGAUACUCCGAAGAAAUCUCGUCCCCCACCCGUCUCUCCUUUCGACAAGGAGGCCCCGCCCCCUGCCCCGCUCUUCCCCCGACCGAAGCCUGCAUCAAAGCCAGCACCAGCAGCACCAGCACAGUCUCCUCAACAGGGAGGACAGUCAGACAGCCCCUUGAGUGGUGGCGGGCCGGGUCCCAUAGGCACUCGCAGCGUGUGUGCCCCACAGACCAAAGUGAAGCCCGAGGGGGCACCAAGUCCCUUACAAAGCACCAAGUGCUCCGAAUGCGAGAGGCCCAUUAUCGGCGUGUUCGUGCGCAUAAAGAAUAAAAACCUGCACGCAGACUGCUUCAAGUGUUCUACCUGCGGUUCAUCACUGAAGAAUGUGGGCUACUACAACAUAAACGAGAAGCUGUACUGCGAUGUGCAUGCCAAGCAAGCUGCCCGCCACAACCCUCCAGGGCCCAACCUGGAGCCAGUCCUUGUUAAGCCUGGUGCUCCUGUGCCUGCUGGUGUCACGAUUGCCUCCUUGGCCAAGGUGGCUCCAGCCCCUGCUCCCUUCAAACCUCCUGCGGGUGGUGUGAGAAUCAUCCCCACGUCGGUCCUCGCCCCAGCACCUGUGCCCAAGUUCGCCCCAGUCCCCCCGCCCAAGUCCGAGCCAGUGGCCCCAGAACCCACAUCAGUACCUGCACCACAACCAGAACCUGAGCCAGAAUCAGCAGUGGAGCCAGAGUCCGAACUGCAGCCUGAGCCUGUUGUCGCCGAGCCUGAGCCAGCCCCUGUUUCUGAGCCUGUUGUGGAGGCUGCACCUGCACCUGCACCUGUCCAGUCUCAACCCGAGCCUGCACCUGCGCCUGAGGCCGACGUCGCUCCUGUGGAGCACCAGGCAGAGGCUCCAACAACUGAAGAGGUUCAACAGGAUGCAUCACCACUAACAACAGAUCUACAGCUUGAAACUGAAGUAGAGGCCAAGCCUAAAACAGAGGCUUCCCCACAGACUGAUACUGUGACAGAGGCUAAACCAGAGCCACAGACUCUUCUGGAGCCCACGGCUAUACUAGAGCCAGAACCAGAGGCCCCAGUUAUUUCACAGACAGGACCAGAGGCCAAGGUUAUUUCCCAGCUUGAACCAGAGGUUGAGGCUGUCUCUCAGCCAGAACCAGAGCCUGACACCAUAUUGCAGCCAGAGCCUAAGGCCAUUUUGCAACCAGAACCAGAGCCAGCAGUCGCAGCAGAGCCAGCAGUUGCAGCAGAGCCCGCAGUUACAGCAGAACCUGCCACUAUUGCUGAUGUGUCACCGGCAGAGUGUGUGAGGGGGGCAUCUGGGGUGGCCGAGCACCUGCCAGCUGCCCCCGAGGCCCCGCCAGCUGCCCCACUGUUUGAGGUAGAGUGGCGCAUGUCCCCUGCGCAUGAUACUGGCUGGGCCAGUGCCACAGUCUACCAUAGCUCAGCGUCCAUACAUACGCUGCUCCAGAAACCGGCGCCGGCUCCUGUUCCUGCCCCAGUCCUCUUCCAGGCCCCCGCAGCACCCAUGGCGGCCCCUCCAUCCACCUUCACACCGUUCAAAGCCCCAGCCGCCCCCGCGCCCCAGAAGGCACCAUUUGGUGCCCCUGCUGGAAGCGUGGAUGUGCGGUCGCACAUUCCUAAGAAAGGUACACCUUUUGUGUGGCCACCACCAAAAACGGUGGAUGUGGUGGAGGAGGGGCCCCGUACACCUUCUUGGGCGCCUGCGGGGGAACCUGUUUAUGUGCCCAGACCAAAGCAUGCAGCUGGUCCACCCCCUAAGAGGCCUCCCCUCUUGCCCACUCCACCACCACCAAAAGAUUACGAUACCAUGGUCAUAAAGGCUUCCCCUCCCGCCCAGCAACCCGCUAAACCUGCCCAAACUAUCCCUGCUUCUGCUUCUGCUUCUGCUCCAGCCCAUGCACCUGCUCCUGCACCAGCCCCUGCAAUAACUCCAGCAUGCAAAACCCCUUCUUCACAAGGAAAGGGUAAAAUAGAGCCUCCCUCAUUUGCACCCAUCACUGAGCCAAUGCCCUCUGCAAGCAAGUGUGUUCCCACCCCUCAGCUGUCAUCUACUCUACCUGCUUCUUCCAAGCCUGUUGCUCCUAAACCUGCUGCUGUUAAACCUGCUGCUUCAAAGCCUGUUAGUGGUUUUAAGCCUGUGGCAGCUCCGAAGCCAGUUCCAAAGUCAUCAUCAAAUGUUGGUUUUAAGCCAGUUACAGCACCAAGUCAGAAAACUGGUCCGGCCCCAGGAGCUCCCUCAAAACUUGCCUCUGCCCCCAUCCUUCCUCCUGUUUCAGUUCCUAUUGUUAAUUCUAUCCCAGCACCUGCUCCUAAGCCUGCUCCAGGUCCAGCUGCAGCAUCCGCAUCAGCCCCAAUGCCAAAACCUGCAGCCCCCAAGCCCCCCGCUCCCACAGGCCCUGCUCCUGUCUUCGCUCCGGCUCCAGCACCUGCUCCAUCUAUGGGUGGAAUGCCCAAACCCACACCAAUGCCAGACCUGGGUGGUAGCUCUAUGAAGGGUGUUGCUCAGACUGGUGGGCAGAGGACUGCCCCUCGUCGUGGACGUGGUGUGAUGAAUCCAUCAACCACCACCAGGAUACCCAUUUGUGCUGACUGCACACGCCAGAUCAGGGGUCCCUUUGUUUCUGCAUUAGGCAAGACUUGGUGCCCAGAUCACUUUGUAUGCUCCACUGAAAGCUGUCGUAGGGCGCUAAUUGACAUGGGAUUUGUAGAAGAGCAAGGUUCCCUUCACUGUGAAGACUGUUACGAGAAGUAUUUUGCUCCCAUUUGUGGCAAAUGUGACAAGAGAGUGAAAGGGGAUUGUCUUAAUGCUGUGGGUAAGCAGUUCCAUCCCGAAUGUUUUUGCUGUGCCUACUGUGGCAAGGUGUUUGGCUCUGGGGCCUUCUAUCUGGAAGAUGGACUGCCCUACUGCGAAACAGACUGGAAUGACCUAUUUACGACCAAGUGUGUGGGUUGUGGUUUCCCUAUCGAGGCUGGUGACCGCUGGGUAGAAGCCCUCAAUAACAACUAUCACAGCCAGUGCUUCAAGUGCUCUGUUUGCAAAUCCAACCUAGAGGGCAAGAGCUUCUAUGCCAAGAACGGCCGACCCUUCUGCAAGUCCCAUGCUGGCCGCUAAACUCCAGUCUGGCUGAAUCUUGCUUGAAAUGCCACAAGAACUUGGAGGGCCAGAGCUUCUUCGCCAAAGGUGGAAAGCCUUUCUGCAAGGCUCAUGCCCAACGUGGUUUCUAAGCUGCUUAGAGCAGUCUGCAGGUCCCAUCGUGACUUCCUCCUAAGGGUAGGGAGGGGGUUCACCUGCUUCCAUUCGCAAGCAACAGAAACUACAAUGUCAUGGGUUAUGCAAGUGCCAUCUGUAGAAGCAGUGUCAACAGCAACAGAUUUCCACAACUCUUUUACUUAUUUACUCCUACUUCGACUGUUGAUUAACAUAAAUCAAGUUCUUUGAAAUUGACAAAUGUCAAAGCACAUCUCUACAAGAAUUACCAUUUUUCAAUGUCUUGAUGUACCAUACUUGUCAUUUAAAAUACAUAUGCCAUGCAUUAUAAAAUGAACAUUACAGCUUUUGGUUAAUGUUGCCUUCUGAUGGCAGAGUGAGUUAACCACCUUUCUGUUGCAUUUAUUUGUCUCAAUUCAAUAUGACAAAAUCUAUCUGUAAGGUUGGAUUUAUAUAUAUAAUGUGCAGAAAUGAUCACCAGUGAUAGUCAGUGCCUUGAUUUUUAAACUAUUAUUGUAAGUAUACAUAAUCUUUAGUACCUAGAUAAAGGUUUGGUAAUCCAGAGAAAUGCAGACAUAAUACAGUAUACUGUAGUUAAAUUAGACACGUGCAACUCUUGGGUAUCUUUAUUGAGGAAACGUUUCGCCACAGUGGCUUCAUCAGUCCAUACAAAGGAUAAACUUGAAGAACAGGAGGAGAAUGAGGUAAUCUGUCCUCAACCUUGAGUCGAUGUGGUCAGUCCAUCAAUCUAAAAUAGAAUACAUAUAGAUGGACUGACCACAUCGACUCAAGGUUGAGGGACUGAUUACCUCAUUCUCCUCCUGUUCAAGUUUAUCCUUUGUAUGGACUGAUGAAGCCACUGUGUGGCGAAACGUUUCCUCAAUAAAGAUACCCAAGAGUUGCACAUGUCUAAUUUAACAACGUGUCGAUUCUUUGAACCAUUCAUCUACAAACAGUAUACUGUACAUGAAAGGUCUACAAGUAUACAAUGGUCUAAACUGUAUACUGUAGAAUGGAAAGGUUUAAACUCAUUUGUUUCUUGUACUAUUGAUUUUGCCAUUGCUUUAGGUAUUGUCCAGUCCUUGCUGUUCACUGUAUAGAGAAAUAUAUAAAUUGUGAAUAACAUGUUACACAAGCUAUUAUUGUAUAUAUGAUUUUCUUAAAAUGAAGAAUAUUUAUCUAAAAAAAACAUUAUACAAAACAUCUCAGCAACAAGAAUCCAACUCGGUUAUGCUUGCUUAGUCUCCUGAAUGCCGUGUGUUGUCUGUCCCAGUUUCUGUUGAUUGAUGUUUACACGCACUGAAAGCAGUCUUCGUGAAUUUAAGAGGGAAUUCUAAGUUGUAUGCUAUCUAUAGAGCUUGCUUAAGGGCCAAUAAUUCACACUGCCUAUGACCCUGUAGCAAACAACUUGAGGCUUAUAUAUGUAGAUUAUUUUAAAUUUCCGAAGGCUGAAUGCAAAAAAAAAAAAAAAAAAAUUUAACAACUAUUAAAAUGUUGUUGCGUGCUUCUUUGUCUUCUGACCCCUCUUUAAUAGGGGAAUAUAAACGAAAAUAGACAUGUAUAA
Messenger RNA from Cherax quadricarinatus, 6032 nucleotides. NCBI's taxonomy places the organism in Eukaryota, Metazoa, Arthropoda, Malacostraca, Decapoda, Parastacidae. The record is from RefSeq and is a predicted model, not a curated record.